GACGCAACAUUCAUCAUUCACCAAAACUCAUUCACUCUGCUUCUAAUUUCAUUUCCAAUUCCCAAUUCCAAACCCUAAUUUUCUCCAAAUUCCCAAAUCUCCUAUUCAAUGGCACCAAAAGGAGAGAAGAAGCCAGCGGAGAAGAAACCCGCAGAGGAGAAGAAGUCCACCGUAGCAGAGAAGGCUCCCGCUGAGAAGAAGCCAAAGGCAGGAAAGAAGCUUCCAAAGGACGGUGGUUCAGCGGCAGCAGGAGAGAAGAAGAAGAAGAGAAACAAGAAGAGCGUAGAAACAUACAAGAUCUACAUCUUCAAAGUUCUGAAACAAGUUCACCCAGACAUUGGUAUCUCAAGCAAAGCCAUGGGAAUAAUGAACAGUUUCAUCAACGACAUCUUCGAGAAACUCGCACAAGAAUCAUCAAGACUUGCAAGGUACAACAAGAAGCCAACAAUCACUUCUAGGGAAAUUCAAACUGCUGUCAGACUUGUUCUUCCCGGUGAAUUGGCUAAGCAUGCUGUUUCUGAGGGUACAAAAGCUGUGACUAAAUUCACAAGUUCUUAGACUUGUAUUUACUAUUUGAUGGGUUAUGAAGUGAUUCUGAUUAGUGGUUAUUUUAGAUGUUUAAUUCUGUUAGUAUUAGAUUUGAAUUAGCGUGUAAUUUUCUUUUUAAUCAAGUGAAUCCUUCUGUUGUGUAUGAA
Molecule: messenger RNA, 695 nt
Organism: Trifolium pratense (red clover)
Lineage: Eukaryota; Viridiplantae; Streptophyta; Magnoliopsida; Fabales; Fabaceae
Product: probable histone H2B.1
Exons: 1
Coding region: 109-558 (149 amino acids)
Biological process (GO): nucleosome assembly
Cellular component (GO): nucleosome
Molecular function (GO): DNA binding; structural constituent of chromatin; protein heterodimerization activity
Source: RefSeq, a predicted model, not a curated record